AUGAAGACCGCCAAACUUCCUGACGGCCACGGAAGCCUCUACAAAGAAGUGCGCUUCUCGCCCACUCAAUCCCCAUCCCGUCGCACAAAAUCCGUAUCGGCUACUUUCCCUCCUACGAUCUCGGGCUACGGCCGAACCGCCUUUCACGACUCCGCACUCCUGAACUCCUUCGCCAUGGACACCUCCUACAUUGACCAAUCGCGCGCCUUACUCCAGAACCAACGGGUGAACUUCGAGACGGAACGAAAAUUGUUCGCGCAGGAGAGGAGGUUAUGGGAGAAAGAGCGGGCGCUGCUCCGAUCGAAAAUUACCGAGCUGGAGGCGGUGGUGAAGGAUCAAGGGAAGAGGAGCAACAAGCUGGGGCCGGACGCCGCCAAACUCGUGCUCGGCGCAUCACAAAUGAGCCAUGCGAAUGGCAAUGGCUUCACAGCGCAGGUGUGGGAGGGAUCAAGUCCAAACAGUCAGCCUACAAGGGUGUUUUUCGACUACGAUUCUCCAAAUCAAGCCUACCUGUCGCCGAUCUCCGAGAGCGGGAUGAACCCACCGUCCCUUGAUCAGGCCCUUUCACCUCAAGGGCAACUGGCGGACCCAUCUGGGGCACCCGUGAGCUUGCCCGUGCCAAUCGAGAAAUUGGACAGCACACUUGAUGGCAUCACACUCAAAUCAACCGCUUUGCCACCCGGGGUCGUCGCACGAGUGAUCACCCCGCCCUCGCCGUCGCCCCUGGAAACCCAGAUCUCCCCUGCAACCCCUGGGACAACUGCAAGGCCUGGCCUUGAGCAUCGAAACAGUCUCAAGCUCAAGCUGUCAGAGCUCGGCCCGCCCAAUGAAAGAUUGCUCCGCGAUGCGGGCCACACCCCGAUGGCGAUCAUCGAUGCAGAUGAGAGCCAACGGUCCACGAAGGAGGGGUCUCCCCUCGAGGUGCCCUCGCAGUCUGAGGAGGCCCCUCUUGCGCCCGUGGCAACCAACGUCCAACCCUCGGAGAAUAGGGAGUCCUACUUCCCGGAGCUGCCUGAUCUACCAGACGAUCCCGCUCUCAAGGGGCCCCUUGGUCUGAUCAAUGAUGAAGAGCACGAUAAUGAUUUUCUGAGCGCGUUGGAUCAAAAACUCCUUGAUCAGGCUAAAAAUAUACUUGGCUCCUCGGUCGAAUCGGCAGAUCCCAACGAGACGGAUCCCGAAACUGAGCUCCCCAACUCAGGUCACAAUGAACCUGAACUCAAGUUCAAAAAAUCAACUAACUUCGGCACAGCAUUUGGAAUUUCGAAUUUGGGUUAA
This is a messenger RNA of Penicillium brevicompactum, 1275 nucleotides long. RefSeq lists its product as uncharacterized. NCBI's taxonomy places the organism in Eukaryota, Fungi, Ascomycota, Eurotiomycetes, Eurotiales, Aspergillaceae. The coding region runs from base 1 to 1275 and encodes 424 amino acids. The transcript has a single exon. The record is from RefSeq and is a predicted model, not a curated record.